AUUUUCCUCGAAUUUCUUCGGUGAAUCCCAACAUAUUUUUCUAUUUUUCAGAAAACAAAAAUGUGAUAAAAUGCAUUUCUCAAUUCCAGAAACUGAUAUUCAGGUUGACGAAAAGGGGUUGAACUUCAGGAGCUACUCAGUGCAUAUUAAUGGUAUCCUGCAUUGUCGACUCCGGUAUCGACAGUUUCAUAGUUUCCACUUGGAACUACGGAGGGAGUUCGGUCCGCUUAUCCCGCAGUUCCCACCCAAGAAACUAUUUACGCUCAAUGAAACCGAGAUUGAAGAACGGAGAUUAAACCUAGAAAAAUAUUUACAACUUGUGUCCCAGGAUCCCCGUGUAUCAAAUAGUUCAACAUUCAACAGUCUCCUAGUCUCCGCCCAGCAGGAGACUAGGAAGGAGAACCUGGAGAACAUCAGCAUAGACAUCUUCCUUCUCAACGAGCAGAGGAUCAACAUUAAUAUACAAACUGUAGAGCAGACGGACUCUGUGCUCAGCAAGGUUUGCUCCCAGCUCAAUGUACCAGAGGAGUUUCAAUCCUGCUUCUCUCUGUUCCUCAUUCGGCGGGAUUUCGACGGAGAUAUCACGAUAGUUCGUAAACUACAGGAUUUCGAGUCUCCUUAUAUAUCACAGAAAGCUCUUUCAACAACCUCAACUCUAAUGGGUGAUAAAGAGGAUUCAGGUCCGUUAAGAAUAGUUUUGCGGAAAAGUUGCUGGGAUUCAAGUAUAGAUGAUUCCUUACUCUCUGAAACCUCAACUUUGAACCUACUCUACAUACAGACAGUGGCGGAGAUAGAACGUGGAUGGAUACAAGCUACGGAGGAUAUCAAGCAACAACUUGCUUUAAUGCAGGCUAAAGGUGCGAAGCGUCAAUAUAUGGAAAUAGCUCGAAACUUGAAGUUCUAUGGAUAUAUCGUGUUCAGACCAGGACUAUGUGAUUACCCGGAGCCCCAUAGCAGAGCAACCCUAGCUCUAGGCAGAUCUUGUAUCAACAUGAGACUUUAUACUCCUAGCGGAGAAAUUAAAGAGGUCGUCUUCAAGGUGACGAGGAUUCGUUGCUGGAGAAUAAUGACCUCUGGCAAGCCUCUGCUAAACCCAGGAGCCAAGCUACACUCCGACCAAGAAGCGAAACUUGAGUUAAGUUUUGAAUAUCUGGUAGCUGCUGACAAGCUGGAGUGGAUUACCGUGGUGUCUCCCCAAUCAAUCCUGAUGUCCCUGUGUCUCCAGGCCAUGGUUGAGGAGCUGGUCAGGAUUAGGAGCGGAGAAAAGGAUCCUUUAAAGAUUACUAAAUGCAAUACCAAGCAUAACAAGCGUGUUCAGAUGGAGUCUCCGGUUGUUGAUGAUGGAUGUAAGGGACCAGUAGAUUAUACGGUUAGAAAACUGGCGGAGAAGUUCUCCGUGGUCAACAUGAAAUCCGCCAGCACAGCGGCGGAGAACGUUCUCGUGGAGAACGAAGUUUUUAUAGAAAUGGUGGAUAGUAAUAGUUUACAUAGUCUAUAAAGUCUAUAGGGGGCAGGCAACUAUUAUCUUAGUCCUUAAUCUCCCACUCUGAAGGAAUUAGAAUAAAAAUAGAACCGAAACAGAAUUUGAGCUAAAAAUUUAAGAAUUGUGGCUAUUGAGAUGAAUGCUCGAGCUCUUCUUUUUAUUAUUCUGCAGACUGGUUUUUAUCUUAAGGUAAUAUCCGGGAAAUUGCCUCAACUGCAAUUAAUCAUAGUCUUGAUUGUAGAAACCGAACAGCCAAUCAGAAGACGAAAGAUUUCAAAAUUUCGGCUCGCAAUGAAUAAUUGGUCGGAAACCAGGAGGGAUAUCUAAAAGAGAGGAUUAAACAGAAAAUCAAAAGUUUCGACAGUGGAUGCUGCGCAUUAUCGGGAUUAAGGGUCUCCAAUACUUGAGUUUUCAGCUCCGAAGGAAAUGUUUGAUGAUAAACAUAUUUUGAGAUUAUCUGUUAACUUGUGAAACAAGAAUGUUAGUAAAUCCAGAAUAGAUUUCUCCCAGACGUACUUAAUAUAAUCUAUUUAAAUUCUAAUUUCUUUGACCACGGAUAAAUCCAUCCUCAUUCCAUCCAUUUUUUCCAUCCUAUUGUAUCCCCGUCAGUCUAAUGUUUGUCACGUGUUUUAAAAUUAAUCUACUUGUUUUCUUAUCCAUUCCAACCCUAGAAACCUGAAACCACGAAACCAUCCAUUUAAUAUUGUUUCCAGACCAGUAAACUAAACCAAAAAAUGUUCCUGUUUAUCUUUGAAUAUGUAUUAGUUAGAUCUAAGGAAAAUUUGCAUUUAUUUUUUAUCAUUUUUAAUUUUUAUAUUUUUAUUUUUAUUAUGCGAAGUUUCUUUUAGUCGCAUUUAAACAGAUUUUUUGUUAUUUUGUUGAUCCAUUAACAAUGGAGAACAAUCAAUAUUAUCCAAAUUUUAUUCUAGAAUUAUCCAAUUCAAAAUAUAGAUGUUGAUUGUUGAUCCAUGCAAUCAGGGUCGGAACUUCUGGUUGAAAGAGUUAAGUUAAACAAAAUUUGGUUGAAAGAGAUAAAUUGUUUAAACUUGGAGAAAUGUCCAAUCCGUGUGACAGCUUGACUACUAAAAGACAAAGGAAAUGUUGUGGACCAAUGAGAAUCUCUUUAGGUUGCGACCAAUAACGAACAAUUUAUUAGCGACUAAGUUUAAGUAAGGUUAAAGUAAUCGACUUAAAGAAGAAAAUUAGCCCGUUCCGACCUCUGUUAACAUUCCUAUACUAAUAAAAUCCAACGUGUUUUCGGGACAGUACUUAACUACACGUACACCCUGCGUCCACUAUGUUUACCAUACUGUACCCCCUAAACUAAAACUGUACUGCACCUAGGUGCCACAACCAAAAGUUCCUUGUACUGUAGUGCUACAGUGUGCAAUUAAACCUUAUCUAACCCCACGCCUACGAACGCAUUUGCAAACCAAAUUUGAGGCUCUUAAAUCCUACCCAGUACUUAUUUCGAUGUGUUUAAGAUUUAGAAAAAUUGAGUUGAUCCAUUUAGUUAUCAGUACUGUGAUCUUUAAGUGCUUCUUUUCAAAAUAGAUUGAGCCUGAAGAGACUGAACAUAUAUUAAGACCUUCAAUAAUAAGUCCUGUAUUCACCAAACUUAAGCUGGGAAUGCUGUAAGUUCAGUCUCUUUUGGUUCAGACUCUUGUUUGUUUCACGAACCAAUGAAUUAAAGUAGAGCUAGAAACAUUCAGAUGCAAGCUUGCUUUCCUCAUCAUUAAUUGUUCUAUGUCAGAUUAUUUUUAGUGUUAUUAUAUUUUAAUAGUUUAAACUUUACAUUUGCCUGAAUUUAUAUGUAUAUGUUAAACUAGUUCUUUUAAUUAUAUGUGGAUAUGGUGUUAGAAUUAUUACUAUUAUUUUAAUUAUAUAUAUAUUUAUGAAUUAUCUUCUGAAAUACUAAUUUCUAUGGUGUUUGGAACUAAAACUGUGUGAAAUAUUAUUAAGUUUAAUUAUAAAUUGAUCCAAAGAUAAAUUUUUUUGUUAAAA
This is a messenger RNA of Eurytemora carolleeae, 3487 nucleotides long. RefSeq names its product sorting nexin-17 (gene Snx17). The record is from RefSeq and is a predicted model, not a curated record. Gene Ontology annotation, cellular component: early endosome. The transcript has 6 exons. Gene Ontology annotation, biological process: intracellular protein transport. Bases 71 to 1498 code for a protein of 475 amino acids. NCBI's taxonomy places the organism in Eukaryota, Metazoa, Arthropoda, Copepoda, Calanoida, Temoridae. Gene Ontology annotation, molecular function: phosphatidylinositol binding.